AUGCCGACUCUGCAGAUCCGCAACAGCAUCAUCCCGGAAAGUGGGAAAGUUUUCAUCGUGGCAGACUACGGACUCUUCGGGCAGCUAGACCUGCGAGUGCUGGCGCACACUUCCGGCUGCCCCGACCUCAUCGGUGCUCUCAAAUCAGGGAUUGACCUCCAUUCCCACACAGCGGCACAGAUGUAUCCUCACAUCCAAGAUGCCAUAGACAAGGGUGAGGUGUCCCUGGAGGGCGACCGCAGCCAACGCCUCGUCAAGGACGUGUACCCCUCGGAGCGCCGUAGCGCCAAGGCCGUCAACUUUGGCAUCGCUUAUGGCCUCACUUCAUACGGCCUGGCGAAGCAGCUGAACCUUGGGCUGUGUUUACCAGCGGAAUAG
Messenger RNA from Symbiodinium sp. CCMP2456, 378 nucleotides. The record is from the annotation of a GenBank genome assembly. NCBI's taxonomy places the organism in Eukaryota, Dinophyceae, Suessiales, Symbiodiniaceae.